GUUUUCGUGCGUCGUCCGUACGUGCUUGCUGUACAUGUCACUCUGCUUUUCCGACAGUCUAAGCUCUAGUAUACUAGGAGACUGCAGUACUAUAUCAUAGCGCAACGUGAACGAAUAUGCCCACCUACAAGCUGUACUAUUUUGACGUGCCAGCGAGAGGCGAGCUUCCACGGAUCAUUCUAUCGGCGGCCGGUCAGCCCUUCGAGGACAUUCGUUUUUCUGGUCAAGAAUGGCCCAAGUACAAACCAAAGAUGCCGUUUGGUCAGGUUCCCGUCCUGGAGGUAGACGGCCAGAUGAUCGCUCAAGAAUACGCCAUCUCCAAAUUUCUGGCCAGGCAAUUCGGUUUCUGCAGCGAGGACAAUCUGGAUCACGCCAGAGAGGAUAUGUACGUCUUUUUGUCUGAAGACAUCUAUGUCAAAGUGGAGGAAAUAUUCCACACGAGAGACGAUAAGGAAAAAUCGGAAGCUUUGAAGAAAAAGUUCGUCAAUGAAACCGGCCCUGUUAUGUUGUCAAAACUUGAACAAGCGCUGUCCAAAAGUGCAUCAGGCUAUCUGGUCAGGGGCAAGUUGUCAUGGGCUGACUUGGCCGUGUUUUCUAACCUGGGUGUGAUGGAGUUUAUUUUGCCGACAGAAUCUGUGAAUCUUCUGGAACAUUGUCCUAACAUCAGGAGGAACAUGGAACUGGUCAGGCGCAACCCGAAUGUCAACACCUACCUCAAACAACGCCCAAGUCCCAAUGCAUAAACUCUAAACUCUUUGGUAUUUUAAGACAUUUUUGUUGGUAAAAUCCACCCAUUUAUUAACACUGUAUAACCAA
Molecule: messenger RNA, 816 nt
Organism: Liolophura sinensis
Lineage: Eukaryota; Metazoa; Mollusca; Polyplacophora; Chitonida; Chitonidae
Product: glutathione S-transferase-like
Exons: 5
Coding region: 117-743 (208 amino acids)
Biological process (GO): glutathione metabolic process
Molecular function (GO): glutathione transferase activity
Source: RefSeq, a predicted model, not a curated record